Molecule: messenger RNA, 2088 nt
Organism: Punica granatum (pomegranate)
Lineage: Eukaryota; Viridiplantae; Streptophyta; Magnoliopsida; Myrtales; Lythraceae
Source: RefSeq, a predicted model, not a curated record
CCCGAGAAAGUUCAAACAUUGCAACAGCCCGCCCAGUUCUUCUCCCUAAAACCAUCCUCCCUCUCUCUCUCUCCCUCUCUAAGCUCCGAAACGUCUCCAGCUUGCGGAGGUCUUCUUGGAGCUUAAAAGAGAAGACGGCUUGGCUUGUUCAGGUGUGUCAAUCAGCUAUAAAUGAACAAUACGUGACAUUGCAAGACAUCAGACCCACCUUUGAUUCUUGACAUAAUCUGAUCCCCCCGUGGCUCCUGUCGGAAGAUGAAUCAACAGCUUGUCGAUAUGAAGGAGAGUUCAUGGGCUUCUAUUCCCGAAGCUGUUACGGGUCGUGUGACCCGAGCUCGAGCUGCAGCAUUGCGCAUGACUAGUGCUGCUGCUUCACAGGCUCCAAAUGUGUCAACUUUGGGUAAGAAGAAUCAGAGUGAAGCGGAUCCUGAAGGUCUUCUGCGCAAGAGGAAGGCGGUUCUUCAAGAUGUCACGAACAUUCACUGUGAAACCUCUUACAAUGACUGCCUGAAUGCAGCAAAUUUUCUGGCUAAGAGUGGGAAACAGGGCCGCGAAGCUCUGAUAAAGGUUACGAAAGUGAUGAAAUCUGCUUCUGUGGAAAUCUUGAAGCCUCAAGGUGUUCAAAAUCAAAAAGCAAAGCAAUCUGCUAAAGCAUCACGAAAGGAAGCAUGCUCAAGGAAAAUGCCCGUGACGAUGAAGUCAGAUGAAAAUGUAUCUUCUCAGUUGAGUGAAUCAGAAGAUUCCCUUCUCGAUGGAGUUAGUUCGGCAAUUCUGUCACAAGAAGACCAAGGCCCUUCACAGAAGGUAGAAAAAGGAUUGCUAAGUGAGGAUAUACCAAGCAACCCAGAGAUCAUCAACAUCGAUGCAGAUAAGAAGAAUCCUCUGUUGUGUAGCAUCUAUGCACCUGAUAUCUACGACAACCUACGUCUUGCAGAGCUCCUUAGAAGGCCUAAAUGCGGCUAUAUGGAGAUGUUUCAACGGGACAUCACUAAGGGCAUGAGGGGAAUCUUGGUUGAUUGGCUUGUCGAGGUAUCACAAGAGUAUAGCUUGGCUGCAGACACACUGUACAUCACCGUGCAUCUCAUUGACUGGUCUCUCUCCCAAAACUUCAUCGAGAGGCACAGACUCCAACUUCUUGGCAUCACUUGCAUGCUCAUUGCCUCGAAGUACGAAGAAAUCUGUGCUCCUCGGGUAGAUGAACUCUGCUUUAUGACAGAUAACACUUACACGAGAGAAGAGGUAUUGAGAAUGGAAGGCCAACUUUUGAACUAUUUUGACUUCAGAAUAUCUGGACCCACCACAAAAACGUUUCUCAGGAGAUUCCUUCUCGCUGCGCAGGCAAAUUACACGAGUCCUAGUCUUGAUUUGGAGUACUUGGCCGACUAUCUUGCGGAACUGACCCUGAUUGAAUAUGAAUUCUUGAACUUUCUUCCUUCGAUUAUCGCUGCAUCGGCUGUAUUUCUUGCCAAGUGGACUCUUGAUAACUCUUGUCACCCUUGGAACCCGACCUUGGAAUAUUACACGAGAUACAAGGUGUCGGAUCUGAAAACAACAGUCUUUGCUCUGCAAGAUCUACAGCUAAGCAUGAACAGAUGCCCACUGAAUGCUAUCCAGACUAAGUACCGGCAGCAAAAGUUCAAGUCCGUGGCUGGUCUAUCUUCCACCAGUGUGCUGGAAACACUCUUCUGAAGAAAACCAAAUGCUUGACAGGCUGCAACAACUAAUAGUUCCCUCUCGGAACAGUUCCCAUUUUGCUCACGGGGUUUCCACUCACUGCCUUUCCAUUUCUAGGAUAGGAACGUAACAAAUGCUCAAGGUUAUGCGGUCCUCGCAUUUCACGUCCUAGAUUUUGGCCGUUUUAGCCUUUGUUCAUAGGAGGGUACAGACAGUCUCUUUUUGGUCAUGCUCUUUAUUCUUUUUUUCGAUUCUAUCCUGUUUUAUACUUUCCUGUCAGUAGGCAAGAUUCGCCAGUCCUCGGCAUUUCACUCCUGCUGGACAAAUAGCUCAAUCAAAUGUGAAUGUAGAGUCCUUUUUUUCUCAAUAGAUUCAGCGUACUCUAUAUUACUAAGUAUGUUUUAUUAACUGUUA